UCCGCCGCAGAGGAGGACAACUGACGGAGACGCAUCUGCUCAAAAUGGCCCAACACCAGGAGGUGGAGCACAUCGCCAAAAACUUGGAUAAAAUGGUGCACAAGAAGAAUACGGACGGAGCUCUCGACCUGCUGAGGGAACUAAAGAACAUCAAGAUGUCUCUGGAGACCCUGCAGUCCACUAGAGUUGGGAUGUCUGUGAACGCGGUGAGGAAACACAGUUCAGAUGAAGAAGUUCAGACUUUGGCCAAAGUUCUCAUCAAGUCCUGGAAGAAGCUGCUGGACGGUGUAGAGGGGAAGUCGGAGGAAAAGGAGAAGAAGAAAGACGGCUCUCCCGUGAGGUCGCCGUCCACCUCCAAGGACUCCGGCAGCAGCGAGAAAAGAAAGAAGUCAGGGGAGUCCCCCACCCCACCCUCCAUGCCAACGACACCCACCCAACCCACCCCACCCACCUCCCACACGACCCCAACCCUACUCCCUCCGGCCCCCACCACCACCCACAGUGUGCGGAACAAGUGUCGAGAGCUGCUGGUGGCAGCGCUGCAGACUGAUGAUGACCACAAGACCAUCGGAGUCCACUGUGAGAAUCUUGCAGCACAGAUUGAAGAGGAGAUCUUCCAGGAGUUUAAAACCACAGAUAUAAAAUAUAAAACUCGUCUACGAAGCCGCAUCUCCAACCUCAAGGACCAGAAGAAUCCCGACCUGCGGCGUAACGUGCUGUGUGGGAACAUCUCGGCGCAACGCAUCGCCUCCAUGACGGCUGAGGAGAUGGCAAGUGCAGAGCUGAAGCUGAUGAGAGAGAGUCUGACUAAAGAGUCCAUUAGAGAGCAUCAGCUGACGAAGGUCGGGGGAACUGAGACGGACAUGUUCAUCUGCAGCAAGUGCCGUGGAAAGAACUGCUCGUACACACAGGUGCAGAUCCGCAGUUCUGACGAGCCCAUGACCACCUUCGUGUUGUGUAACGGUUGCGGUAACCGAUGGAAGAUUUCGUCCCUUCCCCCUCUUGUUUACAUCUACUUCACCUUCCUCCCUCAAUAUCAGCUCUCUCCUUUCCUCAUCACGUUGUCUCCUCCCUCUAAGUUUUUCCGGGCCCUCCCUUCCCCCCUUACUCCUGGCUCGAGGUCAAGGUGAAGUCACUACUUUCAUGCGCUGAUGAUUUGUGGGAAGCGUCUGUUGUUAGUGGUUCAGUCCUUUGAGAAUCUGAAAUAUGGCAUGAGGCUCUGACAUUUUUUAUUUUUUAUUAUCUCCUUUAAAGAUAUAUAUUUAUAUUUCCUAAAUAUGCGAUAUCUAUUUUAAUAUAACUUGUUUCAGCGGUGAAAAUAUUAUUGUGUUUUGAAAUCACUAUCAGUGUAACUUUGUUUUAGCUUUUAAUGAAGACAUCAACAUAUGGUUUAAAAAUAAAAAUAAAAAAUGUAAUUGUUAAUUGCAAUCUGCUGCAAUGUAAGCUUUAAUUAUAAGUAGAGAAGUGAUGAAUCUUGAAAUAAUCUUUAAUCGCAAUCUUUUUUCUUUUUUUACAGUUCUGUUGAAGAGUCUGUGUGUGUGUGUGUGUGUGUGUGUGUGUGUGUUAUUCUAUCAUGAAGCAAACUGAAUUGAAUUUGGAUGAAAAGAAAUCAUUUAUUUUAUUUUGUCUAAAAGUGAAAGCCGUUGAAUAUGAUAGUUCAUGUUGUGUAUUUGGUUUCAUUUGUUUUGUUUUGAGCACUUUCUUACGCUAGAUAAAGCUUUAAGCCAGAUAUAAAUCACAUUUAGGCCUUAUGGAAAUAGCAGAUGUGCCUUUCUUUGCCAUGUUGUGCUGCCGCAAUAUUUUGCCCUUAACAUUUUUAUUAAAGUGGCUCUUGGAUUAAGAUCCCUUUCCUGCACUUUCUUCUUUCUGUCUGGCUUGUUUGGAUUUCGUAGUCAUCUCAAUAUUUCUACUGCUUGUCAACAGAUUUAAAUAAAAAGUAUCCUCUACUCUU
Molecule: messenger RNA, 1951 nt
Organism: Pseudoliparis swirei
Lineage: Eukaryota; Metazoa; Chordata; Actinopteri; Perciformes; Liparidae
Gene: tcea2
Product: transcription elongation factor A (SII), 2
Exons: 10
Coding region: 45-1130 (361 amino acids)
Biological process (GO): transcription elongation by RNA polymerase II; DNA-templated transcription
Cellular component (GO): nucleus
Molecular function (GO): nucleic acid binding; zinc ion binding
Source: RefSeq, a predicted model, not a curated record